AUGAAGAAAAGCAAUGCAGCCAAACGGGGUCUCCAAGAUUCUAACCAGCUCUCGACGCAGCCGGAUAAAGUGGGAUGGAUCCGCAAAUUCUGCGGCAGAGGGAUUUUCAGAGAAAUAUGGAAAAACCGCUUUGUGAUGUUAAAAGGAGAUCAUCUCUACAUAUUUGAAAAGGAGAUGAAGGACGAUGGUAAGACCCACGAGGUGUUCGACCUGUUUGAGUACGAGCGCUCGGAGGAGCUGCGGAAGACCAAGAGUCGCAGCAAGAAAAGCUACAGCAAAUUCACCCUGCUGCGAUGCCGACAACCAGGAAACCGGACGCCCAAUCUGGUGUUCUUGGCCGUCAGCCCCGAGGAGAAGGAGUCCUGGAUCAACGUCCUGAACGCUGCCAUACUGCGCGCCAAGAACCACCGCGUCUUCGAUGAGGUCACCCUAGAGGAGGAGAGUCUAUGCCACCCGACGCGCGACCGUGCCAAGAUCCCUCCAGGCCGACGCCUGCCCACACGCGGGCACCUCAUGACCGUGGCGUCCACGUCGUCUGACGGCAUGCUGACCCUUGACCUGGUACAUGAGGAGGACGAGAGUUCCGCCUGGGGGCGGGACUACCGCGACUACCGAGUGGACCUGGACAAGAUGGCCGCCGCGUCUGGAUCUGGACCGGGUCCGGGCCGCCGCCGCUCCGGCACCGACGCCUCCAAGUUACGCGUGACGCCAGCCGCCCCCGAGGGCCGCGUGAAGACCGGUAGCCUGCCGCGCGGCAGCGAGAUGUCCUGGAGCCGCCCCCCACCGCUCAGCAUGACCGCCAGGCAGCACUCCACAGAGGUCCACACCCCGCCGGCGCAUGCUCGCACGCCGCAGCCGGGCAAGAGGGCGGCGUUCCAGGGCCGGAGCCGGUGCGCGUCGAUGGACGACGCCCUGUCCCGGGGGGGUGGGGACCGUAGAGGAGGCGGGGCGACGGGCCGGGCGCGGGCGGCUGCAGCAGCGGCAGCUCUGGCACACAGUCCCACUGGCCACCUGCAGGACCUGAUCGACCAGCGGCUGCAGCGCACGCAGGAGCUGCUAGCGGAGAUCCACGAGCAGGACGGCGGACCGAUGCUAAUGCUACACCAGAGGCCCAGAGUCGACUCCGCACACGUCAUCCGCGGAGGUGCUGAGAUCCACGAGCAGGACGGGGGACCGAUGCUAAUGCUACACCAGAGGCCCAGAGUCGACUCCGCACACGUCAUCCGCGGAGGUGCUGAUCAUGGUGGCGGUGGCGUGGACUCCCCCCGACUGCGUCACCUGCGAGGCUCCGACUCGCCCCACUCCUCCAGCAGGGGUUCCGGCUCACCCCACAGCAGGAGCGACAAGGACUCCCCGCGGGGAGGAGGAGGAGGAGGAGGAGGAGGCAAGGAUUCCCCCCGCAGCAGCGGCAGCAAAGGGAAGGAGUCUCCCCGCGUCAAGGGCUCCAAGUCUCCCCGCAGUGGCAAGGCGAAAGACUCUUCACGCGGAGGAGGAGGAGGAGGAGGAGGAGGGGGAGGCAAGGGGGCCUCGGAUUCCCCCGGUGGUGGCGGGAACGGGAACAAUGCCAGCAGCAGCAGCAGCAGGUCGCCCCACCUGCCACACCUACGGAGCCUGGACCUGACCCACCUCAGGGGGUCGGACUCGCCGCUCUCCACCGGCUCCGGCAGCGGAGGGGGCGGAGGCGGCAGCGGGGGCCCCAACUCGCCCCACCCUAAACCCCGAGGAGGAGGAGGCCCCAUGUCGGAGCUGCUCCUCCUCAAGGCGGCCAGCUCUCCUCACCUGCACCUGCGAGGGGCGCUGCGUGGGGACUCUCCGCUGCGCGAGGGCAAGAUGGCGGCCGGGAUGGUGGCGGGCGCGGGGGGGUCGGACUGGGAGGUGCGGCGGGCGGCUGCCGAGCGACUCCUGCAGGAGGCGAUCAGCUCGUGGCAGGAGGCGCGGGAGGUGCUGGAGGAGGUCAAACAGCUGCAAGAGCGGCAGCGGAGCGCCGAACCCCCGACUGCUGCUGCUGCUGCCGUCGCCGCGACAACCACUGUGACGUCAUCACCGCCGACGGCAACCAGCAACGUGGCGACCACUGUGACAUUACCACCGGCGGUGUCCUCCUCGGCAACUGCUACUACGACGACGACAAAGCAGGCCACGCCCCCCUCUCACAGCAGCCCAAGCACCAAAGAGCCCUGA
Molecule: messenger RNA, 2181 nt
Organism: Engraulis encrasicolus (European anchovy)
Lineage: Eukaryota; Metazoa; Chordata; Actinopteri; Clupeiformes; Engraulidae
Gene: plekho1a
Product: pleckstrin homology domain containing, family O member 1a
Exons: 10
Coding region: 1-2181 (726 amino acids)
Biological process (GO): regulation of myoblast fusion
Cellular component (GO): muscle cell projection membrane; ruffle membrane
Source: RefSeq, a predicted model, not a curated record